GCCACUUGAGCCUGGAGCAGAUGGAAAGAUUGUAGUGCGGGGGAAAGUAUACCAGCAGCAGAGAGAGUGAAGAUUGGAAGAAGCCAUGCAGAGAGUGAGGCAGUGCAGCGACAAUGCUUGAUGAACUGAACCACUGACCACUUAAAAGGCUUACUCUUCCACUUUGACUGAGCCCCAGAGAGAUCAAGGAAUCAGACAGGACAGUCUUAAGGGGAGACAUCGUCAUAACUGAUGGGCAAAAACCAGCUUGGGACUAUUAAGAAAUAAAAGAAAGAUUUUCAGACGAGAGGAUAUCUACAGAUGCAAGCAAAAAGUGACCAGAUAGAGAAGAAGUGAACAAUAAAAGUGAAAGGAUUCCUACAGGUGUGUCCACAAGGAUUUGCUCAAAGACGACAUACCAGAGUCGCAGUAAAACAGGGAGUGAGUGAGCGUGAGCAGACAGAAGUCCAGGGACAGAGCUUAGAGAAGGAUGGCCAACUCAGGGCUCCAGUUGUUGGGUUAUUUCCUGGCGUUGGGCGGAUGGAUCGGCAUUAUCUCCACCAUCGCCUUGCCCCAGUGGAAGCAGUCUUCGUACGCCGGCGAUGCCAUCAUCACGGCCGUGGGUCUCUACGAGGGGCUGUGGAUGAGCUGCGCCUCGCAGAGUACGGGACAGGUGCAGUGCAAGAUCUUUGACUCCAUGCUCUCGCUGGACAUCCACAUCCAGACAUGUCGGGCCCUAAUGGUGGUGUCGGUGCUGCUGGGCUUCAUGGGCAUGAUCAUCAGCGUGGUGGGCAUGAAGUGCACUAAAGUGGGAGAUAACAACCCGACCACCAAAUCCCGCAUCGCUGUGACCGGAGGAGCUCUCUUCCUGCUCGCAGGUCUUUGCACCCUGGUGUCUGUGUCCUGGUACGCCACUCAGGUGUCCUAUCAGUUCUUCAACCCAAAUACACCACCCAACGCAAGGUAUGAGUUUGGCUCGGCCCUGUUCGUGGGCUGGGCCGCGGCCAGUCUGACGGUGCUGGGCGGCGGCCUGCUGUGCUGCUCCUGCUCUAAAGAGGACAUGCGAGGGCAGCAGUAUUACCGCCAAUCACAGCCCUCCACAACCAGGGAGGCAGAGUUGUUGAGUGAAACUAGUUUCCCUGACUGAUCAGCCCCUGCCUUAUUAUCGAGGACUGUCCGACUGUCCAACCACUGUCUUCCCCUAUUUUUCCCCAUUAUCGCUUAGACCCUAAAUUUGGAUAGUAGAAUAUUCUCUUUUCUUCAGUACUACAUCUGCACCUUAUCAGUCUUGUCGGGAAUCAAGAUGAAUUGUCUUCUCCCAUUCCCCCCCCCCCACCUUCUUCUUUUUCUGUAAAUAUGGACUCUUAAAGGAUAUGUGAGAGAUAAGACGACCUCCUCCAUUUCAACCCUCUCCUCCCAACCCUCCUCUGUCUCCCUAUUGGUGGAAAGUUAACAAUAAUUUGAAACCCUUUGUGGUUCUGUUGCGCUGAUUCAUGAUUUCGCUUAUAUCCUAUGACCUCUGGGUGUUUUUGUAAAUGUUUCUUUAGUUUUCUUUGUGUAUGCGCUGUGACUGUACUUUGACUGAAACGUGUCUUUUUUUCCCUUUUGAAUUGCAGACCAAAUGUUAAAAGUACCCCACCAGAGAAAAGGGAGCAGUACUUGUAGUUUGGGAGAGUCUUCUGGUCUUACCAUGGUUUAGAUUCUGUCAACAGACAAAACCCUCCCACUGAGGAAUUCAAAAACAGACAAACAGACACAAUUAAAGUAAGAAAAGCAUCCUUUUUAAAGCAGCAACAUCAAUUUGAGUCUUUGUUGAAGUAAAAAUAUGUUUUAAUGUAAUAGUUGUUUCAGUAGUUUUGAGAAAGAUGAUAUCCUGGUCUUGUCUGUUUUGUUGACUUCAGGAGAAACAGUAAUUCAGGGUAUGUUUCUGUAACAUGUUAAAAUGCCCGGGUGUACAUACCACCUACUCUAUUCUUUAUUUUAUUUUUACUACAUAUAUAAUGUUUUACUACAGUGCCUUAUAACACAUGUUUGUGCACAUGUAUGUUUUUGACUUCAUGGAUUCGUUAAAGUCUCCCAUCCCUUCUGAGGGAUGUGUUCAUAGUUCCUCUGCCAGCCAUUCUGUGUGCCUUUUUCUAUUGUUGGAUUUCUGAAAAUGAAUGUGAAGCUACUCUAAAGUACCACUUAUGAAACAACAAAUACAUACGAUUGAUCUUAAGCAUAGUGCCUUACGCCACUGUUUGUAAUAAGCUGUGUGCCUGUUACCGAGUAGCCUGGAUUGAGGAUAUACCCAGUACAUUCAUUUUGUUUCGUUAAGUGCCAAUAUGAUUUUGUGUAAACGACAGAGUCAUUGUAGUAUUGACUGUAAAGGACGUACUGUACUGUGUGUUGUCUCCUGUACUAAGGAACGCCAGUUUUCUGAGUGUUCAAAUGCCCUUCUGAUGCCUGCAUUUAUUUACCAUGUCAUUCCUUUCUCUAAUAUUUACCUCCUCAAUGUUGUGUAUCAUCUCAUUUACAGUAUACCCCUGUCUGUUUCUUUUAGAAUAAAGUAAACAGAGGAAUAAAAAUGGAUUUGGUCAUGA
Trematomus bernacchii (emerald rockcod) is the source of this 2561-nucleotide messenger RNA. It is a transcript of the gene cldn19, whose product is annotated as claudin 19. Gene Ontology annotation, cellular component: plasma membrane; bicellular tight junction. NCBI's taxonomy places the organism in Eukaryota, Metazoa, Chordata, Actinopteri, Perciformes, Nototheniidae. Gene Ontology annotation, biological process: bicellular tight junction assembly; cell adhesion. The transcript is spliced from 5 exons. Gene Ontology annotation, molecular function: structural molecule activity. The record is from RefSeq and is a predicted model, not a curated record. The coding region runs from base 470 to 1126 and encodes 218 amino acids.